UCUAGAGCAGAACUAAACUCCGAAUGACUUUAAAGUUUGUUUUGUUUCUGUCAGUUUAUUUACCGUCAGUUCAGAUGUAAACGUUAUUCAAAACGGCCACUACAGUGAAUCUUUACAAGAUACUUUGAUGUCAUAUCCAAACCACAUUAUCAAUAAUUCUGUCUGUCCUCUUUAUGUCAUUGUAUGUUUGUUCUUUAUGAAGUAAACCGAUGAGGGAACAUGAGCUCUCAUGAAGAUGUGCAGCACCAGCAGGUGACCCAGUCCAGCAUCCUCCUCCUGCUUCAGGAGGCCACCAAACUCUCUCCUCCAGCGGACGGCGAGAGCUCGAGUUCUGGACCGUCACAUGUAGAGAAACGAGACACCGGGUCACUCGUCCUCUCCAGCUGUAAAGAGUCUGAGCACAGCAGCAGCGCAUGGGACGUGAUGCGUCUGAUCAACCAGCAGUGUGAGCGUCUGCUGCAGUCCGGCCGCGAGGACAGAGGGGUCGAUCUCCACCCAUCAGACGUCACAGAGACCGUGGUGAUGUCCAGACCUGCGUCUGAGCUCGAGCGUCCAGCCGUUCCCUGCAGCAGCGUCCCGUCCGACACAUGUUUCUCAGUCAUUUACGAGCUCACAGACGUGGAGGAACUCAAAGAACCCGGCGAUCUCGCUGACCUCAUAAAGACACACACAGCGGUUCACAUCAGCGCCAGUGAGAAGACAGAAAACCCAUCUGCGCUGCACAUCGAGGGGCAUUCUGAUCAGGAUGAAUCUGUUGUCCCGUCCACAGGAAAUGAUUGUCCGCCUGUCUGUCCUCUUGACUUCACUUCCUGUCUGUUGUCUGAGCGAGAGGCUGAGAGUGUGUGGCUCCCUCUGAACGCCUCUGAAAGCUCACAGUGUUCCUCGCAGCCAACAGACCUCAAUAAUAAUCUCUUAGAGAGCGUGAAUAAGGAUCGCAGACGGAAGCAGCCUCGUCCUGAGCGCAGCCCCGACCCGCAGGACCCCGGCGUGCAGGGCGUGACCUUCAGCAUGACCCCGCAGCUGGACGCCGGGCAGAGCCGACUGGUCAUCACCUCCAACUACAGCGAGGAGAUCCGGCGCUGGAGGAGAAGCAGGAGCAGGAGCAGCCGGUGCCGGUCUCAGAGGAGCAGCAGCUCCGAGGAGGAGAGCGACUCCUGCGGUCUGUCCCGGAGUAAGAUCUGUGCGUCGUGCCGCACGAGGAAGACUCCUCUCUGGAGAGACGCUGAAGACGGGACGCCGCUCUGUAAUGCCUGUGGGAUCAGGUAUAAGAAGUAUCGCGUGCGCUGUCAGCAGUGCUGGAACAUCCCCAAGAAGGAAGCAAACACUAACUCCACGUGUCUGAAAUGCGGCGACGUCCUGAAGCUGAAGUGCAGCAGCUGGUAGGACACUCGUAACCUCAGAUCUGAGUCUCUGCUGAGAUGAUCUGAGAGAUUCAUGAGUCUAAUAACUGAAUCAUUCUCAGGGUUUGUUGUUGUGAACGGACUGAUGAAACGAGCUGUUCGGUUCAGUGCUGUAUAUGACUCUUCACUUAUUUCAUUUUCACAUUCUUCUUGUUUUGUGUCAACAUAUUUAUUGAUUUGUGUAUUUUCUUUGGUCGCAGUCAUUUGUGUUUCCACUGGCUUUGUUUGUGUUCGGAGGUUUUCUGUGCUGGAAUGAAAUAUUAAAUUGUAUUUAUAGUCGUCUGAUGUCGCAGUG
This is a messenger RNA of Onychostoma macrolepis, 1695 nucleotides long. RefSeq names its product zinc finger GATA like protein 1 (gene zglp1). The transcript has 5 exons. Gene Ontology annotation, molecular function: sequence-specific DNA binding; zinc ion binding. The record is from RefSeq and is a predicted model, not a curated record. Gene Ontology annotation, cellular component: nucleus. NCBI's taxonomy places the organism in Eukaryota, Metazoa, Chordata, Actinopteri, Cypriniformes, Cyprinidae. Bases 220 to 1383 code for a protein of 387 amino acids. Gene Ontology annotation, biological process: oocyte development; spermatogenesis; regulation of transcription by RNA polymerase II.